AUGGAUCAAAUUGAAAUGGUUCGGAUGAAUCAAUCUGAGAACUGUCAACAAAACAACGACUUCGGAACGGAAGAGAAUUUCAAUGCGAAAAUUAUUAUCAGGAAUGACAUUAAAAACAAAGUUAAUCCAUUUCGAAAAUUUUUCUGGAACUUAAAACGGUUCUAUUUCAAAAUGUUAGAACAUCUUAUUGUGAUUUUAAUAGUAUCUCUUUUUUUCAUUGUUUUAAUCAUCGGAAUUACAAUUGUGUGUUUAGUAACACCGAAACCAAUAGUAAAAAAAUGUGAAUUAAAUUUUGUACGACGAAAUUCAAAUCCUAUUGAAUAUAAUUAUGGCCCACAGUCUGUUGCCAUUGGCGAUUUUAAUUAUGAUUCAUGGAUGGACAUGGUUAUUGCUAAUUCAAUUAUUAAUCAAAUUGAUAUUUAUUUAGGAUUAAAUGAUGAAACAUUUUCAAAACAGUUUCAUUAUUCUACUGGUACAAAUUCGAAUCCUUUGAUGAUUGCUGUUAAUCAUCUAAAUGAUGAUUCACAUUUGGAUAUUGCAGUAGCUAAUUAUGGAAGACAUUCCAUCGGUAUUUUCUAUGGUUUUGGAAAUGCAUCAUUUGGAGAGCAAUUUGAAAUAUCAACGGGAAAAUCAAGACCGAUAUUCAUUCAUUUAAGUGAUAUGAAUAAUGAUUCAUUUUGUGAUAUUAUUGUCAUUAAUUAUGGCGCAGAUAGUUUCACAGUUUUCUAUGGAAAUGCAAAGGAAUUUUAUAUGAAAUCUCAGACUUAUUCAACUGGAUUCGAUUCUCAUCCAUACUCAUUAACUGUUGAAGAUUUGAAUAACGAUCUUAGAUUAGAUAUUAUCGUAGCAAAUUAUGGCAUAAAUAAUAUUGGAAUAUUCUUUGCCAAUGAAAAUAAUUCAUUUAAAGAUCAAAUAAUGAUAUCAACUGGAAUCAAUUCCCAACCAACAUCAAUCGCUGCUGUCGAUCUUAAUUCUGAUCAAUAUCUUGAUAUUGUUGUAACGAAUUCUGGUACAAAGAAUAUCUGUGUGAUGUUGAAUGAUCAAUAUGGAACGUUUUCCAAACAAAUUUUCUAUUCAACAGGUUCUGUUUCACCAUAUUCGAUUGGUAUUGAUGAUUUCAAUGGAGAUAAUCAUUUAGAUUUAUUUACAAUUAAUAUUGGAAAAAAUAAUACAGGAUUAUUUCUUGGUUAUGGAAAUGGAAGUUUUCAAGAUGGAUUAAUGAGUUCAACAGGAUCAUCUUCAUCUAUUUCAUUUGUUUUAUUUGAUUUAAAUAAAGAUCAUCGAUUAGAUGCGAUUAUUGUUAAUAAUGAUACUGGAAAUAUUAAUGUUCUUCAUGGAUAUUUUCAAGGUUUUUCAAUUCGACAUUAUUUUAAUAUUUCUUCAGAAUCUUACUUUAUAAUUAAUCAUGAUUUAAAUCAUGAUAUGAUAUCAGAUUUAAUAAUUACUAGUUAUCGUGAUGAUAAACUUAUGAUUUGUCUUGUAUCUUAUGAUGGAUUGUCUUUCUAUGAAGAAUCAUAUUUAACUGGUUCCAACCCAGGUGCAUUAGCUGUUGGAGAUUUUAAUAGUGAUACAAACGUCGAUAUAGUUGUUGUUAAUUGUGAUAGUAAUAAUAUCUACAUAUACUUUGGAAAAGGAGAUGGCACUUUUCCAGAGAUAGGCGUAUAUUCAACUGGUCCUUCUCCAUAUUUUGUAGUUGUUAAUGAUUUGAACAAUGAUCAUCGAUUAGAUAUUGUUGUUACCAGUUUUCUUAGUCAUACUGUUAGUGUUUUACUAGGUUAUGGUAAUGGUUCUUUUGCACCACUAAUGAAAUAUUCACCCGGAACUACACCAUAUACUGUAGCUAUAAGUGACAUGAAUAAUGAUCAUUAUCUUGAUUUAAUUGUUACUGAUUACCAUGAUAACAAUAUGAGUAUUUUGUAUGGACUUGGCAAUGGAAGCUUUUCAAAUCAAACGAAAUUCUCAACUGGUAAUUACCCAUAUUUUGUCGUAGUUGCUGAUUUUGAUAAUGAUACUUACAUGGAUGUUGUUGUUACUCUAUAUGAAAGCCGAGUUAUAAAUGUUUUUCUUGGGCUUAGAAAUGAUUCUUUUGGAAAGCAAACUACAUAUGGAGUUGGUACAAAUCCAUCAUAUAUAGAGAUUGGCGACAUAAAUAAUGAUACAUAUUUAGAUCUUGUAGUUACUUGCUGGGGUGUGUCAGGAAUUUAUAUUUUAUAUGGAUAUGGUAAUGGUUCAUUUAGUAAUGCAAUGUUAUAUUUUACUAAUUCAUUUUCAUAUGCUGUAACUAUUGUUGAUUUUAAUCAUGAUCAACGAUUAGAUAUCAUUGUAACAGAUGUGGAAAGUGAUUCUAUACGAAUAUUAUUUCAAAAUAAUCAAGGUAUUCUUAAAAAUUAUUUGACUUAUGCAUCGAGUGGAAGUUCAAAAUUACGAUCAAUGAUUAUUAAUGAUAUAAAUAAUGAUACUUAUUUAGAUAUUAUUACAGCCAAUUAUGCUACUGAUGAUCUUAUCGUUCUGUUUGGUUAUGAAAAUAUGAAUUUUCGUAAUGAAAUAAAGAUCAAGAUGGAUAUCAAUUCUCAACCAACAUCAAUUAAGUUGGGUGAUUUCAAUCAUGAUCAACAAUUAGAUAUUGCUGUAGCUCUUGCUGGUUCAAAUCAAAUUGGAAUGUUACUUGGAAACGGACAAGGAUUAUUUAUUCGUCAACAAACGGAUCAAAUUCCUUUAUUAUAUUCUCCGUUCAUUGUUUCAACUGGUGAUUUUAAUGAUGAUGGACAAUCCGAAAUUGUUAUUGCAUACGAUGAUAGUAAUACAAUUGAUAUACUCAGUACAUAUGAUACAGGAUCUUUUCUGGUUGCACACAAAUAUUCAGUUGGUUUAACUCCAAGACAUGUAGUUGUGGACUAUCUUAAUAAUGAUAGUUAUAUUGACAUUAUUGUUGUUAAUUUUGAUUCAAAUGAUAUUCGAAUCCUAUACGGGCAAGGAAAUGGAAGUUUUACAGACCCAUUGAUAUAUUCAACAGAUAUUGGUCCAAACUAUGUCGCAAUUGGCGAUUUUAAUUCCGAUAACCGAUCAGACCUCGUUGUUGGAAAUAUCCUUGAUUAUACGCUUAAUAUAUUUCUCAGAGAGGAUAAUGAUAGUUUUUCUAAUCCAAUCACUUACUCAGGUGACUCUGGUGUAAUACAUCUAGCUGUGGGUGAUUUCAAUGAAGACAGUCGACUAGACCUAGUUAUCAUCACUUUGGUUGGAGAGAUCAUUCUAUUUCAAGGAUUUGGUAAUGGAUCGUUUUUCGUAACUGAAGUAAGAAAUCAAGCUGGUGACGGUCCAGGAGGUAUAAUUACAGCUGAUUUUAAUAAUGAUACUCAUGUGGAUCUUGCUGUUGUUAAUUAUAAUUUAAAUAAUAUUGGUAUUUGUCUUGGCUAUGGAAAUGGCUCUUUUACGCAACAACUAACGUAUUCAGUUGAUAAGGGCCCAGGUACACUGGUAGUUGCAGAUUUAAACCAUGAUAAUCGAUUGGACAUUGUUACGACUAAUCUGGUUAACAGUGCAGUAACUGUUCUUCUUGGCUAUGGUAAUGGAUCUUUCUCAAAUAAAAAAAUCUUUUCAGUUGGCUCAUACCCAACAUCUAUCGCUAUUGGUGAUUGUAAUAAUGAUAAUUAUGCAGAUAUUAUUGUUGCAAAUGCUGGUGAAAACUUCAUAAGUGUCUUGUUAGGAGAUGGUACCGGUUCAUUUGGCCUUCAAACAGCAUAUACAACUGGCUCCAAUCCAUAUUCUCUAGCAAUACAUGAUUUAAAUAACGAUAAUUACCUUGACAUUGUCGUUGCUAAUUUAGACGCGACUUUACUCAUCAUGUUUGGCUAUUCUAAUUUCGUUUUCCGAAAACAAACAACACUUUUCACUGGAACUAAUUCUCGAUCACGUUCAUUUGCUAUUGAUGAUUUUAACAAUGAUGAACAUAUGGAUAUUGUUGUAGCUAAUUCCGGUACUCAUAAUAUUGGUAUUUUCUUUGGAUAUGGAAAUUUGACCUUUACGGAUCAAACAACAUAUUCAACAGGCUUUAAUUCAUAUCCAUAUUCUGUGGCAAGUGGUAAUUUCAAUAAUGAUACUCGAUUAGAUCUUGUCACUGCUAAUUAUGGUUCUGAUCAGAUUGGUAUUUUUCUUAGUUAUGAUAGUAAUUCAUUUACAAAUCAAAUAACAUAUUCAACUGGUUUAUCGUCAUCACCUUAUUCACUUACAGUUGGAUAUAUAAAUAACGAUGAUAAACUUGAUAUCGUUGUUGUGAAUUACAGUAAUAAUAAAUUUGGAGUUUUUCUUGGUCACGGCGAUGGAACAUUUGAUAAUAUAAUAUUCUUUUCAAUGCCGUAUAGAUCUCAUCCAUUUUCUGUUGCUCUUGCUGAUUUUAGUCGUGAUGGAAAACUGGAUGUUGCUGUUAUCAAUAAUGGAACAGAUAGUUUGAGUUUCUACUUACAACCUUGUUAA
Molecule: messenger RNA, 4470 nt
Organism: Adineta ricciae
Lineage: Eukaryota; Metazoa; Rotifera; Eurotatoria; Adinetida; Adinetidae
Source: the annotation of a GenBank genome assembly